Peniophora sp. CBMAI 1063 is the source of this 2613-nucleotide messenger RNA. The record is from the annotation of a GenBank genome assembly. NCBI's taxonomy places the organism in Eukaryota, Fungi, Basidiomycota, Agaricomycetes, Russulales, Peniophoraceae.
AUGGCAGACGCUCACGAACAGGUGGACUGGCAUUCUGGGGAGUCGGACCACAGUAUUGAAUCGGACGGCAGCGUCGAGGAUCUGGAUAGCGGAGAAGAUAGCGAGUCGGCGGCGUCCGAGAAUGCUUCACCGGAGCCGAUCUUACUUGCGGGCUGGGAGCCGUCCGAUCCCGAGGACGAGGCGCAAGUCGUUGCGAACGGGGCGGGCUGGGGUGCGGACGAGUCAGACGAUGCCGCUGAGCGCGGCUGGGCGUAUGGCCCCAGUCCUAGCGGUAACGGUGUCUGCAUCUAUGAGGAUGAUGAUCUGGGCUGGGCUGUGUCUAAGCGCUGGCGGGGCUGGCGGUUCCGAUCGGACGACCAUGUGGAGGCCAACGUCGAAGGCGCGGUGUCGACCGUCAUCCCGCGAGUCUUGCCCCUCAAUGGCCACAACCGACUGCUGGCUGGCCAGUUCUUCUUGUUCGCCGACGUACUGGAGCGUGUGAUCCCUCCUCCCAACGUCUUAGCUGUAGGCAGCUUCUGGCGGCCCAACAACGAUGGUGGGGAGGCGUUACGAGCCGUGGCGCAUAUCCUUUGCACCUGCCAGCUAUGGCACGAUACGUUGAUGGGGAUGGGUUACAUCUGGGGUGCACUCGUACCCUCGGCGCAUAACGAGAGAACUCUCUCUCUCCUGCUGCAACGAGCCCGCGGAGCUAACCUGCGGCUUGCAUAUACGAAGGGCAUCCCCAAGGCGACAACGGAUUCCUUGCUUGAUCGCGCAACGGCCGUAUAUGCUGGGCCAGACUGUCCAUGGCGGAACUUUGCCAGAGUUUUGACGCGACGCCUACCGCUUCUAGAGGUACUCAUCCUGCGUCCGGAUACGAAAGGGUUGCGGUUUGUGCCUCAAAAGUCUUUCGACGGAGUCCUUGAUGCGCCGCUCAUGUAUAUUUGCGAGCUCUCUUGCCCGGUGCCACUCCUCAAAGCUCCGAACCUACGCCGUCUUGCCAUCCGGUUCUGCACCGUCGCUCAAAUCGAGCACACGCUUUCGGGUCUUGCCGAGGUCUCUCUCGUUCGUCUGGUGCUGGAGAACCUCCAGGAUAUGCAGCGUAUGGACUUGACGGAGCUUCUUCGCAACGUGCGCCGAGACCGUCUAUCUUUCCUCCGUAUUGGCGCUUCGUACGACCAAGUCACGGGCAUGGACGCCUCUGGCGAACGACUCGCGUUUCCCGCACUGUCAACGCUCGAUAUCCCUGGACCUGCAUGGCUGUCCGGGCCCAACGUCCGCUUCGCCAAGAUGUUCAAUGUCGACGUGGAGGAAGCAGUCUGCAUACUUGCUGGGCUCCCAAACGUCGAGAAAUUGCAUAUCCGCGGCCGGGCCGAAUACGAUCUGCACCGGCGCCCCGCUUUACACGCAUCUCCUCACGUCGACCUGCCCCUCACACUGGCUCGCGCGCACACCAUCCACCUCGCGGGUGUCAUGUCCGAGGAGACGUGCACUCUGCUCCAGAGUAUCACAACGAAAGGGCUGAGGUACCUCGAGAUGUUCUGCGACAUGCCCGCGGCGCCUGUCCACCAAGUUCUCGAUGACGUACGCGAACAAAUCCGCCAAAGCGUCGCUGCGACUUCGGCGACGACUGCAUCAGCCGCUCUGUGCACCGCUUUGUUGGACGCACAACGCGCUCUACGAGCCGUUGGGCACCAUAUCAUUGCGCGCAGAUUAAACGACAUCGAUGGCUUUCCCGUGAGACAGUGGGGCUGGGGUGUCACGGAAGGCCUUACGGAGAUGCCAUCAUGGCCGCUGGUGGAAUCCGCCGCGCGCCAGGCCAUCGAGGAGCUCACUCGAGCGUAUGAGCUCCCUCCAGCGCGUCACAACGGCUUCUUGUUGACGCGGGUUGCUCGUGCCGCCUUAGAAUCCAUGGGCAUCGAGGACAUAGAUGCAGUGGAGACGGAUUUGGACAUUGGGCCGGGAGGAAGGGGUAUCCGCUGUUUGGCGCGCGUCGGCCAGAGUGGGCUGGCGUUCAUCAUGGCCGAUGGAGAGAGUAACGAGUGGCCCCAGGCGCAUGCUCACGACGAGCGUCACGACUCUGCAAUCUUUGGGCUCGCGCGGAUGCUCUCCGGUCUCAUGUUCCUCAAACCGGUGCAUAUACGCGUGCGGGACGACAACUUUCGAGCCCUGGGCUGGGGCUUUGGCGACGAAGACAAGCAUGCGCUUCGCCAGGUACUGCGCCAGUACGAUACUGUCAGCUGCAUGAUCUUCGACUACUCGUGGUUGAGCUCAUCGCGUUUCGACUUGUUGAACAUACUCGCCGACCCAACGACGCUCCCCGGUUUGCAACGGUUGAUCAUCAUCUGCGCGGCGCCCUUUAGCAGACCCGUUGGGGAGUACAUCAACGGUCGCUACAUUGGUCCCAGUCAAGAGGAGCCGCAGAAGAUCGUCGCGGCGGCGCUGGAGAUGCUGAACUCACGCGCGGUCACCGACGAGGCUUUAGAAUGCCUCGAGAUACGUGGUGGAUUCUGUAUGUCCGAAGAUCUCGUGUCUGAGGGUCAUAGUUUGGCCGGACGCCUGGUGCUGGAGCAUGUUCAAUGCGUGCGCCCGGGUGGUGCCGAGUUCUGCGCCGUGUGUCAAAAGUGGAACUAG